CGCAGGUGGGCCCACAAAGCCAACUGUGUCGCUAUAUAACUGCGAAGGGUCAUUCUUAUGUGUCCCCGACUGUGUCCAGAGACGUGUUAAGAAGCUCCUCGCAAUGGCACCCAAGAAGGCAAAGAAGAAGACGGCUGAGGCCAGCUCCAAUGUGUUCAGCAUGUUUGAGCAGGCACAGAUCCAGGAGUUCAAGGAGGCUUUCACCAUCAUGGACCAGAACAGAGACGGCUUCAUCGACAAGAGUGACUUGAGGGACACAUUCUGUGCUCUGGGUCGUCUCAACGUAGGCAACGAUGAGCUGGACGAGAUGGUCAAGGAGGCCCCUGGCCCCAUCAACUUCACCAUCUUCCUCUCCAUGUUUGGCGAGAAGCUUAAAGGUACGGACCCCGAGGAGACCAUUCUUAACGCCUUUAAGAUCUUUGACCCUGAGGGAAAGGGUGUGCUCAGAGGAGAAGAGAUCAAAUAUCAUCUCAUGUCUCAGGCAGACAAGUUCACAGAGACUGAGAUCAAUGACAUGUUCACCAACUUCCCCCUGGACGUCGCUGGCAACUUGGACUACAAGAACCUGUGUUACGUCAUCACCCACGGAGAGGACAAGGAGCAGGAGUAAAGGAGCCAAUCACACACCCACAAUUACCUGUUAAUCGUCUUGGUCCGCCCUCCCCGUCUUCAGUGCCUCAUACGUGUCAUCAUAUCCCCUCCCACAACACACCAUCCCCACCACAAUAAAAGUUUCAUAAAA
This is a messenger RNA of Hypomesus transpacificus, 742 nucleotides long. RefSeq names its product myosin, light chain 10, regulatory (gene myl10). Lineage: Eukaryota; Metazoa; Chordata; Actinopteri; Osmeriformes; Osmeridae. Bases 104 to 610 code for a protein of 168 amino acids. Gene Ontology annotation, cellular component: cytoplasm; mitochondrion. The record is from RefSeq and is a predicted model, not a curated record. The transcript has 7 exons. Gene Ontology annotation, molecular function: calcium ion binding.